AUGUCCAUGACAGACGCUCCCCGGCGCACCCGCCCAUCGACUGCAACUGCCCGACCUGCUAAGGUGUUGCUCGACACGAAGAUCAAGAGGCGAUCCCCGGCUCAAAAGGCUGCAGAUGACCUUGUCAUCAAAGAAGCGAGAGAAGCAAAGGAAGCAGCGCACCAAAAGGGGGUUGAGCGUAUUGCUGCUCUGCAGGCUGAGAUGGAGAAAGCCCAGAAGGAAUUGAUCAUGAAAAAGGCGACUCCCGUUCGGCCCAAGCCUAGGGCCAAGGCGAUAAAGCCAAAUGGUAUGUUGGAGGACCUAGUGUCAGAGACUGACAUUGCCAGGGAUGUGGAAAAUAAAGCUGCAGGAAGGGGGAAAAAGAUGGUGACGAAGAAAGUCGAAAAGACGUUGAUAAGGGAUGCCAUCAGUAACAUGCAAAAGAAGCUCACUGAAUCAUCCGAGUCAAAAGUGGAAGGUGAUGAUGCACAUGCUGAUGGGAAAUCACCUAUCAACACAUCCACAAAACUUGCAUUAGGUGGCCGAGUGACCAACUGGAUCUCAGGGGUCAAACCUGGAAAUCCAGAGCCGCUGUCAUGUCCAUCCAUUGAUAGCACUUCAACUCGAGCACCUCCGUCAUCAAUUUUCUCAGAGGGCAAUGCUUCCUCCGCACCGACUUCAGCCGCUGAGCUUCCGACUAAGAUUCCUGCAGCUUUGCCUCAAAUUCCGGAUGGUGUCGCAGACGAUACUCUUACUGGCGCGUUUGCAGAUGAUAUCGACGAUUCGUUGGAGCGUGAGGAUGCUCUCUUGGGGAGCAAGAAAAACAAGGGGAAAUCUAAGGUUGUCACACUAUAUGAAGAGGACUAUGAUGUCGAUGAGCCUGAGGCUCCACCAGAGGCAUCAGACGACUCGGAUGAUGAGCUUAUGGCUCUGUCGACACAAGUAUUACCGGAGGAGCAGUACUCACAGGAGCCUAAGGCGCCAUUCACACAGGAAGACAAUCAUAUGUUCUUGAAGCGGAAAGCUAGCACCAUAGACGAUGAGGAGUCUUUGGUGUCCUGGUCCAUGGAGAUUGAUGGCAAUGCGGAACUGGUAGAAGACGCAAUCAUGAGUUCUGAUUCGGAGGCACCGCUCCCUGUCAAAACUAACGCAGCAAAGAAGGAGAAAAUUCUGCGCACAACAUAUUCAACAUCCGUUACUGCAUCUCAGGCUAUAGUCGACAGCAAGCCGCCAGCUCAUAAAAAGGCUAAGGUCAAAUCUUCCGCACUACAUGCCCGUGGUGCUCCUGCUACCACACGCCAGCAGAAUGCAGAUACUGCACCAGACAACAUCAAAGCACGCAGUGCCUAUCGCACAGUUGACCUACCUCCAGCAAUGCAAAUGGAUCAGCGCUGGGCGAAGAAUUUUAUCCCUACCAUAAUGCUGUGGGCCGGAAGCUAUGAAGAUAUCUGGAGUAUUCCUGACGAGGUCCUUCUCCAUCAUGCGCAGCUUGUUCUUAACGCAGUGUACAACGAUCUCGACAUAGUGGUUGUUCACGGUGGAGUUAUACAUUCACUCACUGCACAGCGCAUUUCAGAGUGGCGCAGCAAUUUUAACUCCACAGGGCUAGUCAUCAUCAUGGACUUUUUAUCACGAAAUUCCGACGUGAAUCCUGUCAAACUGGCCAAAUCUCUUAAUGUUGAAUGGGCAUUCUUGUUCGAGGACCCGGACAAUCCAUCUCCACUUACUGCAUACCGCUCACCCUUUGUACUGCAGUUAUUUGGCACAGCACACCUCAACGCCAUCACCGGUUAUGUGCAGGUUCCCUCAUUCGACAUGUGCGCACUUGCAACAACAUCAGGAAAACCCUCCCAAGGCAAAUUAGGGAGAAUUCUCAAAAAUUCGUAA
Molecule: messenger RNA, 1866 nt
Organism: Suillus bovinus
Lineage: Eukaryota; Fungi; Basidiomycota; Agaricomycetes; Boletales; Suillaceae
Exons: 6
Coding region: 1-1866 (621 amino acids)
Source: RefSeq, a predicted model, not a curated record